UCCCGCCGGCGCCCGCCGCUCCCGGGGCUCGGCGCGGGCCUGGGGAAUCGGGAGCCCGCUGCCGGGGUCGCAAUAUGGGGCGCUUUCGCGGGGGUCUGCGGUGCAUCAAGUAUCUGCUGCUCGGCUUCAACCUGCUGUUCUGGCUGGCCGGAUCGGCAGUCAUUGCAUUUGGACUAUGGUUCCGGUUCGGAGGAGCCAUAAAGGAACUGUCGUCGGAGGACACGUCCCCCGAGUAUUUCUAUGUAGGGCUCUACGUGUUGGUUGGAGCUGGGGCCCUGAUGAUGGCUGUGGGGUUCUUCGGGUGCUGUGGAGCCAUGCGUGAGUCACAGUGUGUGCUUGGAUCAUUUUUCACCUGUCUGCUGGUGAUAUUUGCUGCCGAAGUAACCACUGGAGUGUUUGCUUUUAUAGGCAAGGAUGUAGCUGUACGACACGUGCAGACUAUGUAUGAGGAGGCGUACAGCGAUUACCUUAAAGGCCGGGGAAGGGGCAAUGGCACCCUCAUCACCUUCCACUCAGCAUUUCAGUGCUGUGGGAAAGAAAGCUCCGAACAAGUCCAGCCCACCUGCCCAAAGGAGCUUCCAGGCCACAAGAAUUGCAUCGACAAAAUUGAAACCGUAAUCAGUGUUAAGCUGCAGCUCAUUGGAAUUGUUGGUAUUGGGAUUGCGGGUCUCACGAUCUUUGGCAUGAUAUUCAGCAUGGUGCUUUGCUGCGCAAUACGAAACUCACGAGAUGUGAUUUGAAGAUACUUUGUCAUGAAAAUUGCAGUCUAGAGUUUUCAUGCUAAAUGUCACAAGAGCUAUCUCAGCUCACUUUUAAUAUUCAGGAUUUUAGAAGCUAAAAUAAUUUGCUUUUAACUGUACAUUUGCACAUGUAUGUAUGUCUGACUCAUUACUGACUUGCCCCUUGAGUGAAUGUCACGUGUGGUCUGUGUGUUUCUGGGUAUAUGCAUUGCAGUACUGAUAUCUGUUUCCUGGGAAUCCCUAGUUCGUAUGUGCCGACGGAAAACCUAUUGAAGUACCAGGGAAAAAAGUGAUCAAGUUUUGAAAGACUUGUAAAACCUGGCUGUUCAGGGAAUGUGAUAAUGGCCCAUUUCUCAGAUUUUAGCCAUUUAAGUUAGAUCCAUAAAGAGAAUGCAGGAUUUCUAGUUAAUGGAAGCAAUAAGCUAUUAGAAUUUGAGGGGUCAAGAUUAACUGUGUCUGAGUUGAGUGUAAAGGAUUCCUGGAGUAUAUAUAUUCUCCCCAGAAUACAGUAAACCCACAGUUUUAGAACUAAACACAUCUGUAAAAGUAAAUAUAGCAUGGAAAAUCUAAUUUGAAAACACCAUACUUUCUUAGUAUUUAAAAGCAGAAAACCUCUCUCUGGAAAGGGGAGUUACAUAGACAAGCAUGUGCCCCAUAAAAGUGAGUGCUUUUAGGACUAAAAAUAACAACUUUUAAGGGGGAAAAUGUUGCUAGACAAAGGCAUGUAGAGGUUGCUUUAACCCUCUCUUUCCUGCCUCUGCUUUGAGCUGCUGGAAGUCUCGCCUUUCCAGAAGGGCUUCCAUCUCCUGCUCCUCGUGCUUCUCCAGUUGCAGUGACAGCAGACAGCAAGAGCGCUGCAGUGCGGGGCGGGUGAACCCCACAGUGGCAGACAGCAAGAGCGCUGCAGUGCGGGGCGGGUGAACCCCACAGUGGCACUGCUCCUUUGGAAUACCUCAUAACUUGAGUUUACAUAUCUUCCUAAUUUUUUGCAUUUUUCUAAUUAAUCCAUGUAGAGAGUUCUUUAUAGAUUUAUAAUACAGUUUUCAUCCUUUAAAAUAAAUAAAUCCCCCAUAACGCAAGAUAUUAUAUUAUGAGUACCGUGGUCAAACCAAGAUAAACACCUCCAAGAUGUGUACCCACAACAAAGGCAAACUGGCGAAUCAAAGAUACUUUUCUACAUACAACUCCAGCACGUGCAUGUUCUUUCUCAGCAAAUCCCUGUGGAAAGCAAUGCUCAGGUUCUUUGGGGGGCUGAGUGGUUGAUUUGAAGUGGGAAAACCCAGCCAGGUCUCAGCCUUUUGACUACAAGAGGGAAACCCCAGAGCAGGGAUCUAAACCGGCAAGUUUGUCAUGAUUUAACAUGUAGCUGUUAAAGUACAUAAAUUACAGAUUUUAAACAUUGUAUUUGACCACACAAAAGUGAGGGUGGGAGGGAUUUUGGAAACCCUAAGAGGAGCUUCUGUGCCCACUAGGAACACACAAGACUUUGGGUAUGUGUUAAAGUGCUAAGAAACUUCCCAGAGCUUUUUCUUUUAGCCGUUCUUGCUACUGCUACUAGCUUUAGAGAAAAAAGUAUGAGGGGGUUAAAAAAGUUUAACUGUGUGUGACUACUCUACCUUAGCAAAUUAUUAGUUUUCUUGGUUUUUUUUUUUUAAAAUCACUUCAAGUUUUUAAACCCCAAUCGUUGACAAACGCAACCUUUGAAGCAAAGAGGCCCAUCUUACAGCUUCAGUUUCUAUGUCCGCCUGAGGACAGAAAGCAGGUUGAAGUGUGUCCUCAGGUUUCGCCAGCUCAGAAUUAUUUUCUGUUCAGAACUGAGUUUCAUUCUCUAUCUGAAUGAACAACUUUAAGGAAAACCGCAGGAACUAUAAGUGGAAGAAUAGAAAUAAUUUUUUACCAUGGAGGAAUAAGUCUAGAAGCCUGUGCCGUGUGUGAUUAGUGUACCUCCUGUGGCUUAAGCUUUCCAAAGAAUGUGUGAGUAAGAUUAGAGAAUUCCAUCUCCGAGGAAAGAUGGAUAUAUAUCUUUAUGUGAAUAGAUAAAGCUAUAUCUAUAGAGAUAUAUAAUCCCUAUGUCUUGACCUAUACAUAUCUUAAAUACAUAUCUCUUGAGGAUUUAUACAUAUGUAAUUUUAAUACAUGUGUGUCUGUAUGAAAUUAUGGAGAUAAAUGUUUGUAUGCAUACACAUGCCCAUGUGUAUACAUUUUCAGUUGUUUCUGUAUACCUGAACUAAUUUGCGAUCAAACCCAAACAUUUUAAGUUAUUUCAAAUUAAAUUUUCUAUGUACUU
Chionomys nivalis (European snow vole) is the source of this 3027-nucleotide messenger RNA. It is a transcript of the gene Tspan2, whose product is annotated as tetraspanin 2. NCBI's taxonomy places the organism in Eukaryota, Metazoa, Chordata, Mammalia, Rodentia, Cricetidae. Gene Ontology annotation, cellular component: membrane. Bases 75 to 740 code for a protein of 221 amino acids. The transcript is spliced from 8 exons. The record is from RefSeq and is a predicted model, not a curated record.